Molecule: messenger RNA, 756 nt
Organism: Dictyostelium purpureum
Lineage: Eukaryota; Evosea; Eumycetozoa; Dictyosteliales; Dictyosteliaceae
Exons: 2
Coding region: 52-543 (163 amino acids)
Source: RefSeq, a predicted model, not a curated record
AAAGCUUUCAAAAACCCACUCACUAUUCAAUUUUUAAAUACAAUUCAAUCAAUGAAUCUAGAUGAGUUUGAAGAAGAAUUGGAUAAAGAGAUUCAACAAGUAAUUUUACAAACAAAAAAUAUACAGGGAAAAAUGGAUUUAUUAGAAAGAGCAAGAUGCUCAGCACCAGAUCCAUUGUUAAUGUUAUUUGGUGAGAAUUGUAAAACUGUUAUCGACAAGAAAUAUAACCAUCAUCAUCACCAACCAUCCCAACCAUCACCUAUUAUUUCAAAUUUAAGUGGAAGUGCAAACCACAAUAACUCGCCUGUACUAUUAUCAUCCUCAAAUACUUUGCAACAACAAAAUAUAUUAUCGCCAAACCUUAACCAAAAUAUAAACUACCCAACAUUCCAAGAUACCAGACCUCAUAAUGGUGUAACAACUCGUACUUCAAGAAAGAAACCUACAAACAUGAACUCAAGAUGUCCAGAUAAAUCAAAAAGUAAAAAUUUAAAUCCCUCUUUAAUGCCACGUGCUUCUGCAUUCAGCCCCAUUAAUAGUUAAAUCAAUAAUAAUAGUUUUUUCCUAUUACUUUUGUUUUUUUUUAGCCAACCUUAUAUUAUACAAAUCAUUCAAUAUUUUAUAAUAGUUAUUCAUUCAUGUAUUUAUCUUUUCAUAUAUUUAUCAUAUCUUAUCAUUUGUUUGAUUAAGAUAAAAUUUUUUUUUUUCCUAAAGGUAAAAAAAAAAAUAUUGUAAAUAAAAUUUUCUAUACAAAUU